UUCUAUGCCAAGGAUCAGCAACAGGUAUUAUGUGGCCAGAUCAAUGGACCAUUUCAACAGUCGACGGAGGCAGAAGUGCACAAUUUGAACAUACAUUAUUAGUGGAUGAUGAUGGAGUACAGAUAUUGACUGAAUAAAAUAAAAUCGCAGUAUCAUGAUCAUGGGGUCUAUUUAAUUGGUGUUCCGUCAUUACGACAUUCUUUUUUCUUUUCUUUUACUUUUAUUACGAUGAAAUUACCGACUUUAACACUUGUACUUGUUACUGUGCUUGGAUUAGCCAAUGCUAGCUAUUUGCCUGGUUUAGUGGUUCAACAGGAUGAUGUUGGAUUUACUUUGGGUGAUUCUACUAAAUUGAUUACUAGUUGUGGUGAUGAUAAAGACAUUUUAAGUAUUGACCAUAUUGGUUUAUCGCCUGAUCCUCCAGUCAAAGGACAAGACCUUCAGAUUGAUUUCAAGGGCUAUUUGUCCGAAACUGUGCCUAAUGGUACGGUUGUUGAUAUCAUUGUCAAGUAUGGUGUUGUCAAAUUGAUUCAAAAGACAUUUGAUUUCUGUGACAAAAUUCAAGAAGUGGAUGAAAAGUGCCCUAUUCCUCAAGGUGAAUUGACGUUUACCAAAGUAGUCUCUUUACCUAAAGAAAUUCCUCCUGGAAAGUACACAGUGCAUGCUGAAGUAUACACACCAGAAAAGAAGAGAGUUACUUGUCUUAUUGGUCAAACAGUCUUUCCUCGUACUCGCUUCGAAUAAGCGCUCUUUAUUAUUUUUUGAUAUUUGGAAUAGCUAGUUUUGCUUUUUCCUUGUAUUUGUGUUGUAAAUCUUCAAGUGUUUUUUCAAAUAAAUGUCUUAUGG
Gilbertella persicaria is the source of this 846-nucleotide messenger RNA. Its product is annotated as ML domain-containing protein. The transcript is spliced from 3 exons. Lineage: Eukaryota; Fungi; Mucoromycota; Mucoromycetes; Mucorales; Choanephoraceae. Gene Ontology annotation, biological process: intracellular sterol transport. Gene Ontology annotation, molecular function: sterol binding. The coding region runs from base 229 to 744 and encodes 171 amino acids. The record is from RefSeq and is a predicted model, not a curated record.